Messenger RNA from Fusarium proliferatum ET1, 753 nucleotides. RefSeq lists its product as uncharacterized. NCBI's taxonomy places the organism in Eukaryota, Fungi, Ascomycota, Sordariomycetes, Hypocreales, Nectriaceae. Bases 1 to 753 code for a protein of 250 amino acids. The record is from RefSeq and is a predicted model, not a curated record. The transcript is spliced from 2 exons.
AUGGAACUUUCCGAUGUCGGCCCAACAAUAAAAUCGGGCGAUCACACGGACGGAGAAGCUGCACUUCAAACAGGCAUUCGUUUCCGAUUCGGAACUCGAGACAUUCAAGCCAUUGGAACUCCGUCAGAUCAUGCUCAUCUCAACGUCCUACGACUGAGAAUUGAUAAGACGUUCAUCGGAGGAAUAAUCGAGUCUUUAUUCACUAUCAUAUCGAAAGCCGUUGGUCCAUGGCUGCAAACAAAAUUCCCUGAGUGGUUCUUACCAGAACAUAUCGUCUUGAAACGUCAAAAGAAGAACUGGGAAGAGGAAUUUGACCACGAAGUCGUCGCGUACAACAGACUACGACCUAUUCAAGGCCUCACAAUCCCCAAGUUCUACGGCACGAUUCAGUAUGCAAACACUCGCGCCUUGAUACUCUCAGACAUCGGGGGGUCUAGCCUCUCAACGCCUGAUGGCGCCGUUCUGGAUGAGCAAGAUAUCGAGCCCCUGUUGCACCAAGCCUUGACUUCGCUCAAUGAAUAUGGCGUUUGCCACGACGAUACGAAACUCGACAACUUCCAUCUUGUGGCUGAUGAGGGAAAAGACAAAAUCAUGAUCGUCGACUUAGAGUCCGCAGACUUUGAUCAGACUGAAGAAGAGCUUGCUUAUACGGCGAAAAGCAAAACGAAAUCGCUGCUUCGUCAGUAUCGGAACCAUUUAAAGUGUUUGGAACAUGAUGGCGUGCUAUUGCCGAGACGGCCUGUUCGAAGAUGA